CGCGCAGGGCCGGCCGGUCAAGGUCAACCACCGAGCGCGCACCCCCAACCGGCGACGCGGAAGCGAAGCGGCGAGGAAGGCGCUGUCGGGCGUUGGCCGGUUGGCCCUGCCGGGCCGGCCGCUGGCCGUGCGUGUGCGUCGCCCGCACGGAAGCAAAUCAAGCCAUCCCAUUCGACAAUUCCCCUCUUCUUCCCACGAAAAACCGAUUUGCUUCCAUCGGCAAAACCAAAAAGUCUCCUCCCCCUCUUCUUCUUCCUGUUCGGUUCCCCUUGGCGGCAGGCGGCCGCGUGAGGGGCGAGUCUUUCCAUAUUCCAAUCCACCGCACCGCAGCAACAAAAGGGUGGCCUCCGAUAGGUGGUGGGUUGGCAGUACUUGGUGGCGCGCGCCUGUCUCCUCCCACGGGGCCGGUUGGACUUGUUUGGAUCUUCGAAUCAUCCAGGAGGGGAGGUCUGCGUGUGAUUGUGUCGCGCGGCCGAGGCCGGCGGGAGGCGGAGAUGCACAAGAGCAGGGGGAAGCUCUCCGGCGUCCUGCACAAGGGCUUCAAGCCCGACAAGUGCAAGACGUCGCUGCGGAUGGCGGUGGCGCGGAUCAAGCUGCUGCGGAACCGGAAGGAGGUGCAGGUGCGCCAGAUGCGCCGCGAGGUCGCGCAGCUGCUCGAGGCCAACCAGGACAUGACCGCGCGCAUCAGGGUUGAACAUGUCAUAAGGGAAGAGAAGUUCAUGCAAGCAUAUGACUUGAUCGAAGUAUACUGUGAACUUAUAGUGGCACGUCUGUCCAUUAUUGACUCACAGAAGGCUUGUCCCAUUGAUCUGAAGGAGGCAAUAGCAAGUGUUAUAUUUGCAUCUAUGAGGUGUUCAGAUGUCACAGAACUAGCAGAUGUCCGGAAGCAAUUCACAAGCAAGUAUGGAAAAGAGUUUGCCACAGCAGCCCUUGAAGUGCGCCCUGACAGUGGCGUAAAUCGUCUGGUAAUUGAAAAACUGUCAGCAGGAGCACCUGAUUUACAGACCAAAAUCAAAACCUUGACCUCAAUUGCGGAAGAGCACAGCAUCAAAUGGGAGCCAAAAGCAUUUGAGGAGAAAUUGCAGAAGCCAAAUGAAGAUCAUCUAUAUGGGUCUGCAACAUAUUCUGGAGGAAGCAUUUCAACUAUGGGGUCAUCUACUUCUAGCAUGUCAGCACCACAGCCCGCGUACUCUGGUGUUCCAGCAGCGACUGUGGAUUCAGCCACUUCUCAUGUGCCAGGGGGACCUUAUUCGCCCGCAGAUGUCGCAGCAAAUAGAAAUUCUAAUGCUUUCUCACAAGAAAACAUUCAGAGUGGUUCCAGUGCUUCAGUGCCCCCUAGCUCCCAACAUGGUGCAUCUGCUUACUAUUCGGCACAAAUUCCUGGUCCUAACAGUAUCUCACAUGGAAAUACUGGAGAUUCACCUUAUCCUCAAUAUGGUGCAACAGUCCCAGACACAGUGUCCAGGAAUGAAGAGAUGAAUCGGCAUAGGGAAAGAAAACCGUCGGUGAGUGGUGCCAAUUGGAAUAUGGAAUUCAAGGAUGCAACAUCUGCUGCACAGGCAGCAGCAGAGUCUGCAGAGAUGGCAAGUAUUGCUGCUAGAGCUGCUGCUCAACUUGCUAGUCGUGGAAACUAUUCUGGAGACCAAAGUACUGGAGCUUAUGAGGCAGCUGCGUACAGUCAUGAAAAUACACCAAGGAAGCAACCAGCUGAGCAUUUAGUGAAGGAUGAGAACAGGAGUUUCCAUGACCAGAGUUCAGGUAUAAAUGAUCCAAGGGCAAUGCCAUAUGCAAGAAAAAAUUCUGGAAGAGCAGAAACAAAUCAUGUUGAAAACCAUAAUAUAUCAACAGUUCAUGCCCCAGCUCAAAGCCAGAAUAUAUCAACAGUUCAUUCCCCAGCUCAACAAUUCCACUCCUACAGUCCUGAAAGUCAUGUAUAUGAAAUGCCAACUAAACCACCUCAUGCUCAUUCACCUGAGCCUCCCCAUUUCGAUGAUUUAUAUGAGAGAGAAAGCAGCAUUGGAAGAUCUGAAGUUCAUCCAUUUGAUUUACCUGGGGAAAGGUUGCAAGAAACUGAACCUGCUGGGCGCAAUGUCCAGGAUGUGGAGAUCAGGAAGCCUAGCUUUGAUCAGGAGAGCACAAAUGACUACUAUGGCAAUUUCAGUUCUUCCCAAGAUACAUUUACUUAUGGCAGCAGUUCUGUUUGGGACCAGCAGAACGACAAAACUCGAGACUCUUCAUCUGUUGUCUUUGAUGAAUAUGUUUCUAAUGCUGAAGAAGAGAAUUUGUUGGAUACUUUCUCCUCAAAGCAAACUGAACAGACACCUGCUGUCCAAGAUCACAUGGGAUUCACAGCUGCGGAUUGGAGUCAACAACAUAGAAGUGAAUCUCCUAGCCAUAAAACUUCAAUGCUAUUUGCCAGGACAGAAACACAACAAUCUGAUAAUUUAGGAGUGAACAGAAGGGAUGUUCCUUCACCUCGUCCUUAUGAUAGCUUGCCUCCUACAUUUGAUUCAGAUGGUGGUAGUUCUGAUGAGGAAAUAGACACAACCACGCGUACAGAGUCUUUGAAGUCUGCUUCUUCUGGCCUGAACAAAGAAGCUAACAGAAUUUCUGGAAAGGUUGUCCCUGAUGUUAAAGAAAGUGUUGAAGAUUAUGAGCCUAGCUCCAGCAAGAAAUACAUGGCAUCACCUGGUCUUAAUCUAUCAUACAAGGAGAAACACAGUGGUGGAACUGGUGGUUCACCCAUAUCUGAUUAUUUAGGGACACAGGCACAGGGACAUUUUAACAGUGUGCAAACCAGAGAUUCUGAUCUUUCAGAUGAAGAAACUGAGCCAGAUAAAUUUAAAAGUGCAUUCUCACCAGAAGCAAAUGAGAAUCUGUCCUUGCCUUUUCCCAUUCAGACUUCAGCAACUUCUGAUGAUAAGGAAGGUGAUCUUGGCCUCAACUUUGGAAGGUUAACUCCUGGACUACGAAACAAACCCAGGCAACCUCCACCAUACACCAAAAAUUCCAGGGAGAACAUACUGCCAAGUCAGUCCUUGCCUAAGGCUUCUGCAAGCACUGAAGAGUCAGUUGAUUCGGAAGCGAAUACUACUCCAGUUGUACAGAACAGAAGUAGCCCCAAAAGCUCACUCUCAACCAGGACCUCUUCAGGUGGAAAUUACAAUAGUGAACUUUAUGACAGGAAUCAAAUUGUUGGAACACGCGGGGAAGCAAGAUCAACCAUGGCAAGAAAUUUCUUUGAUUCAGAUGACACUGAGAAGCUAUCCAAACAAUAUACUAAUCCAAGUUCUCCCACAACUAAGAUUUCCGAAGGUGUGAAUUCCAAUCAAGAGCUUUAUCGUGAAAAGCCAGGUACUGGAGCACGCUGGGAAAUGAGAUCAAGAAUGGCUAGACAUUAUUUUGAUUCAGAAGACAGUGAAGAAGAACUAGAGCAACAGCAGACUACUCAGCCAAAGUGGUCUGGAGUGCAGAUACAAUCACGCAGAACACGUGAUGUAACAUCAGACGCAAAGAUCGGUCAUGUCCCAACUGGAGCACGAUAUGCUGAAGAAACUGAAAUCUUGACAAAGGAGACAAAAGCCCCUCAAUUGAACAACUCAACUGAACAAAGGAGGGUUGCAUCUGUAUACCCGAGGGUUGCAGUACAGCGCUCUUCACCUGAAGAUGAGCAUGUUGAAUCACCAAUGGCGGCUAGAGGGAAGUCGCAAGAAGCUGAGAUCAGUAGAUGCUCUGUUCCAGGAAAUGUGGGAAAUACAGAAUCCUCAGCAGGAACUCUGAAAGAAAGCACCCCCAAAACACCACCUGCACAUGUUCACCCCAAGCUUCCUACAGACUACGAUUCAUUUGCUGCACAUUUUAUGUCGCUGCGAACAAACCGCCACUAGGUUUACAGUUUCACACCACAUAUAUACAGCACGGAGUUUCACCAAGUCAUAUAUAUGAAUACAAUAUACACAUGAUACGUUUUAUAGAGAUUGAGUUGAGAUCUGUACAGUAUAGCAACACGCAUUGUUUUAUGGAUUUUAUCGUGCGAUGCUAGUUUUGAGCCUACAAUUCUUUUGUUCUCUUGGCCUCAUAUAUUUCGAUAGAUUUAUAAUGUAAAGACUUUAUUUUCUGUUAGUGUUUUUUAAUAAGCACAUCAUGCUGCCGGAGAUAUAAAACUUUCGAGGUUCUUUCAUUUCA
Molecule: messenger RNA, 4185 nt
Organism: Panicum hallii
Lineage: Eukaryota; Viridiplantae; Streptophyta; Magnoliopsida; Poales; Poaceae
Exons: 7
Coding region: 495-3887 (1130 amino acids)
Biological process (GO): protein transport
Source: RefSeq, a predicted model, not a curated record